Dinoponera quadriceps is the source of this 2159-nucleotide messenger RNA. It is a transcript of the gene Rcc1, whose product is annotated as regulator of chromosome condensation. Bases 153 to 1448 code for a protein of 431 amino acids. The record is from RefSeq and is a predicted model, not a curated record. Gene Ontology annotation, molecular function: guanyl-nucleotide exchange factor activity. Gene Ontology annotation, cellular component: cytoplasm. The transcript has 6 exons. Lineage: Eukaryota; Metazoa; Arthropoda; Insecta; Hymenoptera; Formicidae.
UAACGAAGUAGCUGUAGUGUCUGUGGAAACCGGUCUGCAUCGUGCUUCCUCGCGAGUUGCGCAACUGUCGUAAAAGCCGAAACACUGCAACUUUUGGCGCCAAUCGAGCGAAAAGCGAUACAUAAUUACGAUCCACAAUAAAUAGCUGCAGAAUGCCUCCACGGAGAGCGACGAAACGGACUGCUGAAGAUCCUGUGACCGCAGAAAAGGCGCCGAAGCAGAUAAAAAAGAAGCAAGAAAUAAGUGUAAAACCCGACUUACGGUCACUCUCUACUGGUAGCGUUAUACUCGUGUUUGGACAAGGGGAUGUUGGACAACUUGGUCUAGGAGAGGAUGUUGUCGAGAAGAUGCGUCCAGCUGCCAUACCUGAUUAUCAUGACGUUAUAGCAGCAGCAGCUGGAGGUAUGCACAAUGUGUGUUUAAAAAAGACAGGAGAAGUAUUGACUUUCGGUUGUAAUGAUGAGGGAGCACUCGGACGAGAUACUAGCAAAGAAGGCUCUGAGACAGUACCAGGUACAGUCGAGUUACCUGGUAAAGCUAUUCAGGUGACAGCAGGAGACUCGCAUAGCGCAGCUUUGUUAGAAGAUGGCCGAGCUUUUGCUUGGGGCUCAUUUAGGGACUCGCAUGGUACCAUGGGAUUAACAUUGAAAGGCAAUGAACGACUUCCAAUAGAAAUAUUACCUAAUAUAAAAGUAGUGAAAAUAGCAUCAGGUGCUGAUCAUUUAGUGUUACUUAGUGAAAAUGGACGUGUAUAUACUUGCGGGUGCGGGGAACAAGGACAACUAGGAAGAGUAGCCUCGCGUACAGCUAGUAGAAAUACCCGACAAGGAAUGGGUCCAUUACUGACACCAGGCUUGGUUGAAUUCAAAGUCAGUAAGAAGCUUGAAUUCGCCGAUAUAUGGGCAGGAACUUAUUGUACAUUUGCCAAAGAAAAUCAAAAAGGAGACAUAUAUGUAUUCGGCCUAAAUAAUUACUAUCAAAUCGGUUUGAAGGAUGCCGCUACUCAUUUUCAUCCGCAAAUGUCGAAGACGUUUAGUGGGAAAGUAUGGAAACAUAUCAGUAGCGGGCAACAUCAUACCAUUGCUCUGGACGAUGAAGGGCAAGUUUUCGUGAUGGGUCGCAAGGAAUACGGUCGUCUUGGUCUUGGAACCAAUUGUACGGACGCGAAGGAGUUGACCCCAGUCCCUGUUUUAAGUUCCGCGAAAUGUAUCGACGUAGGUGCGGGUAGCGCACAGUCAUUCGCGGUCACAGAAUCAGGUGAGCUGUAUUCAUGGGGUAUGGGUACCAGCGGACAGCUUGGCACGGGGGAAGAAGUAGAUGUCGAAGAACCGAUAUUAAUUAAAGGAAGACAAUUAGAAGGCAAGACAGUGGUACGUGUCACUGGCGGUGGCCAACACACUUUAGUUUUGGCAACCGUCCGUCCGGUGAAGGAUAAAACUGCAGGUUAACGUGUAGAUGAAACGAUAUUACUUUGUGGAAAUCCAACGUGUGAUACUGACGUGUAGAAAAUAAAUCAUGUCUCUUGCUCUCUUAUUGUCCAAUCUCAUGUACAAAACAUCUUGAAGUAUUGAAUAUUUGAAGAUGUUUAUUGUUUAUAAAUUGUUUGGAUAAAAGAAGGAAAGUUUUGAUUUAUUUUUACUGCUUUCACACACAUGUCGGUGUCAUAUCGCUAAACAGAAGUGCGAUGAAAAAAUACAAAUUCCUAUUAAGCUUCCGUUUCUUUUCUGAAACUACACAUUGAAAUUUGUAUAUAAUCAGUCGUGCUGCCAUGGAUUUCAUCAUCAUGUUUGAAGAUUAAUAUUGAUUUCUUGAAUUUGCGUAAAUUUUACCCUACUAUUGCUUACAUAUGUAUUCUUAGUAAAUAAAUUGUUCUAUUUACGAAUCAAGAAUUGUCUCGAAGUACACACAUACACACACGCACACAUAAAUGAAUACUUUGAUGGGACGAGAGAUUAUAUUUUGAAUAAUCAAGAAAAAAAUGUUGAAUGUAAUGAAUUUUCACGAGUGUAAUGAAACAUGAACGAAACUUAUGUCAUUUAAGUUUGAUGAAGAAUUAAAUGUAAAAGUUACUAUCGUAAUAUGCAUUGUUUGUACUGUAUGUUUUUGGAAAUAUGUUGUAUCAAUGAUUAUUAAUUUUAUUUUAUACGUUGUAUACCUGU